ACAGCAGCUUGCCUUUGCUGAAAGAGACCAGUGACUGAUGAGCAACUGAAGACUCUGAAAGGGAGUUUUUCUCGAGAAAGUCGCACCGCGAUCUACGUUAGUCCGAGCAUUCUUGGAACGAUACCUGUCUUGUAGCUCACAGAGAGAAAAUUCGGUCGGGUAUCGCUGUUUUCGAGAAUGGACGGAAAGGUGCUCGCGACGUCCCAUGACGCAUCACGCGUCGCCUCAACGCAAUUUCCGCCGGCUUGCACGUGCUUCGCUUUCAAGACGCAUACGAAACGCGAAGCGUGUGCAAGACACAGUUCCCGACGCAUACUCUUCACCCGCUCCCUCACGCGACUGCCGUGCGGCCUUCCUUGUCCCUCACGAGGUGACUUUUGGGUCGACUCAAAAGUCACCAGACGCAUACUCUUCACCCGCUUUAUCGCGCGAAUGCGGUUCCGCCUUCCUCGUCCCUCACGCUCCCCAAUCCGUCUACCAAUUGGCGUUAUUCUCUCACUCUCUCCCCUUAGAGGCUCCUCCACCGUCCUCCUAUCAAAGCCCUGAGAUGCUUCCCAACCGUCCAUCUUACAGGCCUCUAUUCGCUGAGAAAGUAACUCUUGCUCGCAGUGAGUCAUUCCUCUCGCCUGAAAUAUUAGCAUUGCACGCAUCGUUGAGUAAUCAAGCAAUCCUCGGUCCGCUGGCCUUCCUCGAAUCAUCUGUUUCCGUACGAGCCGUGAUUGGCGAUCGGAGUGGUUUCAGAAAGCUAGCUUAAUACGGAGCUUAAAGCUAGGUGAGAGAGAGCUCCGUUCCAGAGAAUUCGAGUAUGCUCACAGUAGCCAUGCAAGGGUAGUGCUUACAGUGACCAUGCAACAAUCUCCGAGUGAAAUCGGAAGAAGCAGCUGCUCUCCUGAAUCUGUAAUAGGUUUUUGAGAAGUCUCAAAAGUCUGUUACUCUGACGCAGCAGCUGCUUGAACAUCCUCGAUUGUAGCUGUUCUUCUGCAUCAGUCCUUCGAAGCUCAGCUCCCAGCCAUGCCUCUCCAUCGGCAUCUCUCCACCCUCGACUACCCUUCCCCAGCCUCUCCUCCCCCACCCUUCUCCGUCCCGAUCCUCGCUUUCUCUCCAGAAAUUACAUCAGCACUGCCAUCCUCCUCCCAUCUAGAUUCUCCAGACUCUCGAGAACCAAAUUUCUUUGACUCCACGACCAUACUCCGAGCUCUUUCCAUCUCGGGACUUCUUGUGGUUAUCGGUGGCCUCCUCUGCCUUAUCAUCUUCCGAUUUGCUGUGGUGUGGAUCGAGUGGACGAGAACACGCCACGUGUCGCCCUGGCGUCUCUUUUUCACCCUGCCCUUCACCCACCCGUUGUCUCUAAACGCUGAUGGUUCAGCCUCGGCUGGUCAAGCUCCCUCUGCUGCCCACACCCAAGGAGGGGGGGAGACGGAUGCCCCUGCUGAUGUGGAGCAUGGUUCCACCGAUGAGUCUCGGGGGCAGGAAGCAGCAGCCAGAUUAGGGAAGCCAGUAAGAAAGGGAGCAACCACGCAACAGCUGGCACAGCUUGUUUCCAACCCCAUUGGGACGGAGCAAGAGAAAAACGAGUGUAUAGUCUGCCUCUGUGACAUGGUUCUUAGGGAGACAGCAACCAUUCUCCCGUGCUGCCAGAAGCUGUUUCACCAACACUGCAUCGUGGCGUGGCUUUCAACAGCUGGGUCGUGUCCCCUUUGCAGGCGCACACCAUUUCCAGCUUAGUGCCGUACCAGCAUCAUGUCUGCAACCACUCUCCCAUGCUGUCAGAACAGAAGAAGCCGUUUCACCAGAUGUGCAUCUUGGCGUGGCUUUCAACAGCUGGAGCAUGCCCCAUCUGCAGGCGCUCACCAUUUCCAGCAUAGUGCAAUACUGGCAUCGCGUAUGCAACCACUCCCCCCUGCUACCAGAACAGAAGCCGUUUCACCAACAGUCCAGCAUAGUAGUACCAGCAUCAUGUCUGCAAGCACUCUCCUGUGCUGUCACAACAGAAGCAAUUUCACCAACACUCCAUCGCAGCAUGGCUCUCAACAGCUGGGUUGUGUCCCCUUUGCAGAUGCUGGCCGUUUGCAGCAUAUAUAACAUCAUGUCCGCAACGAUCAUGUACAGUACACAGAGUGCCGGAGGACCCACCCAUAAAUAUGUCAACACAUAUUUGUAUAUGUUUAUAGGCUAGCUAGGUGCAUGCCCAUAGAGAGUACAACACCGAUCACAAAACUACCCUGUACCAUCUUUUCUAGUUAUUCCACUUCUCUG
This is a messenger RNA of Closterium sp. NIES-67, 2256 nucleotides long. The record is from the annotation of a GenBank genome assembly. Lineage: Eukaryota; Viridiplantae; Streptophyta; Zygnematophyceae; Desmidiales; Closteriaceae.